UUCACAGCUGUCAGUCUAUCAGGAAUACGGAAUACGAUUUGUUUUCCAAUUUUCCCAAUAAUGAGAAAGAAAAAGUAACGUGGAUUUAUCGAGAAACAUUACAUCCGAUCGUUGUUGUGUGUUGUUUAAUGUGAAGGACAAUUUAUAACUUUCAAAAUGGUUUUAAUGACAAUGAUUGCGAGGGUCGCUGACGGCCUGCCUCUUGCCGCUACCAUGCAAGAAGAUGAGCAGAGUGGCUGCAAUAUUCUGGAGUAUCAGAACCAGGCAAAAAUGCUGUUUAGGAAACUAGGACCCCAGUCUCCCCUGCGGUGUUCCAUCGAGACUGGGCCAUAUCUCUUUCACUAUUUAAUUGAGAACGAGAUAUGCUAUCUAGUGCUUUGUGAGCGAAAUUACAGUAAAAGGCUAGCAUUCAGCUACCUCGAAGAAAUUGCCCAGGAAUUCUACCAGCAAUACGGCAAAAGAGUGAACACAGUAACCCGGCCUUACACGUUCAUCGAGUUCGACACCUGGAUGCAGCGCGCGCGCAAGCAAUACUCGGAGGGCGGCGCCCGAGCGCGCAGGGCGGGCGCGGCGGCGGCGCUGGGCGGCCAGCUGGGCGACGUGCAGCGCAUCAUGAUGCAGAACAUCGACGACGUGCUGCAGCGCGGCGCCGUGCUCGCAGAGCUGGACACAAAGACGCAAAACCUGUCUAUGAUGUCGCAGAAAUACAAAAAGGACGCCACCUACUUGAACACCAAGUCGAUGCUGGUGAAGGCAACCGCCGGCGCCGUCAUCCUGCUCGUCUUCGUGCUUUACUUCUGGGUGUUGUAGAACUAACCUCCGCAAUUAGGAUGUUGCGGUCCGGCACUAAUGCUGCAGGGGAAAAAUUGCUAAAAAAAACCUUCUAUUUUAAUGACCAAAUGUUUUCAUAAAGAUCCUAUACAAGGCUAUAUCUGGCAACUAAGCAGAAGUAUCAUAUUGUGUUUUCUACCUUAUUCCUUACAGCCUCGGGUUCAGGACUGAAAUGUAACUUCAAAUCAACAGCGUUUUGAAAAUUUUUUUUCUACAACAAAAAUAUUUUUGGAGAAAAUUAAAUAUGAAAUAACCAGCUGUUCUAUAUUUUAGAGUGCACUCUACCGAUUCUUUAGUGAUUCCAAUUUCUUAAUUUUUCUUUAUUUGAGUAAAAUACUUAUGUUUUUAAAAUAUAAGUAUAUUUUCAGUUCAAGGUAUUUCAUGCUUACAUAUGACUAAUAAUGGUAUUUUUAUUUUACUUUUCAUCAAGUUUUUGUUUCAACAUAAUUUAUCCUUUACCCUUUUUUAAUUUCCUACAAAAUUAAGAUCUUAGAAUCAACUGUAUGUACUCGAAAUCUGCACAAAGCACCAAUUUUUUAACUUUGAAGAGAUCUUAAUAUUUCGAUUGACAUUAUGAAAAAGGCCUAUUAUUAUUAUUUUCCUAAGCAUGAUACCCAUAAAAAUAAUAAAAACUCUUUCAAGAAUUGUUAAUGGGAAGAGCAUUCCAUACAGUGUUUAUAACUAACAUUUGCAAUAAGUGUACCAAAUGUUAUUGAUAUUAUUGUAACGAAACUAGUAUAGAUUCCCCAAGACAUUCUUACAUUAGGCAGAGUUUGAUAUAAUUAUUUACUGAUAGCUGUUACAUUUGCUUCAUGUAAUGUUCUUGAAAAUGUUUUUCAUUGCCAAUUUU
Ostrinia furnacalis (Asian corn borer) is the source of this 1681-nucleotide messenger RNA. RefSeq names its product vesicle-trafficking protein SEC22 (gene Sec22). NCBI's taxonomy places the organism in Eukaryota, Metazoa, Arthropoda, Insecta, Lepidoptera, Crambidae. The coding region runs from base 157 to 810 and encodes 217 amino acids. Gene Ontology annotation, molecular function: SNAP receptor activity. The transcript has 5 exons. Gene Ontology annotation, biological process: endoplasmic reticulum to Golgi vesicle-mediated transport; retrograde vesicle-mediated transport, Golgi to endoplasmic reticulum. The record is from RefSeq and is a predicted model, not a curated record.